AAUGAAGUUUCAGGGGAAAAGUUUCUCUGUGGUGGGGGUUGAUAUGUUCAGUGCUUCGCCGGACUAAAUAUUUGCGUUUUAAAGACGGAUUGUCAACAACAAAAAUCGACAUCUAGGCCUACGUUUUAGUCAGUUUGUUACUGUUGUUCAAUUUUGUUGAAGGUUUGAGCAGCUGUUUGUUAACUGGUCGUGGGUUACCACUUUGCUAACCUCACCACUUUGCCUAUAACACUCAUUUCGAGUUAAUGACUUAAAAACAUGUCGGUUUCCGAUGAAAAUUCGAUUAAAGAUGUAGAAACAAAGUCAACGCUUAAAGAGAGUGACAGUUCUCCAAGACCCCAAGAUAACGGCGAGGGUGUCAACAAUUCGCGAGCUGUCUGCCGGGUUUGCAAAAGGUUAUACCGUGAACCUAAAAUUUUACCAUGCUUGCAUACAUUUUGCGCUGAUUGCAUUCGUCAACUGGAGCCGUUCUCACUGUCCGGAAUCAAUGGCAAAGCACUUUUACCCAAAAAGGAGUACAAUGGCAACCACGUUUCAGUCACCGUCUUGUGUCCGGAGUGUGACUCCGAGGUGGACCUUCCAACCUCCGGGGCGGAUGGGUUAACCACAGAUCACCUCGCUCUGGACGAGGUAUUCAUGGAGACUCUCUUGAACGAAAACUGCGUUGUGUGCGACCUCUGCAGCGAGGGAGACGCCGGGAAGCGAUGCGAGGUGUGCUGUGUCAACCUAUGCGAGUUUUGCAGUCAAGCCCACAGGAGACAGAAGAGGACGUCAUCUCACUCUAUCCAGAGCCUGGAAGAGCUGAAGACCCAGGGUCGCCUGUCGCGGCCAGUCCUUUGCACCCUUCACCUAGGACAGGAGCUGCGGCUCUUCUGCGAGCCGUGCGACACGCCCGUGUGCCUGGAGUGCGCCGCUACCUUCCACCGCGAGCACCGCUGCAGCCCGGCACGCGAUGUGGUCCAUCGCCACGGCGACCGCAUCCGCGAGAUGGUAGCGGGGAGCCUGCGCCCGCGCAUGGGCCACCUGGAGGAGUCGCUGCGGCGCGUGGAGCUGUCGCAGGACGAGCUGGGCAACCGGACGGAGGUGCUGGCGGCCGAGGUGCGGGCAUAUGCACGUGGCUACGCGGGCGCGGUGGAGGUGCACUGCCGCGGGCUCCUGCGCCGGUUGGAGGAGCUACGGACGCAGCGCCGCAACCAGCUGCACCUGCAGGGGGCACAGCUGAAGCAGGCGCUGACCGACGCGCGUGGCGCUGCCGACUUCGCCGAGCGUUUGCUCACCUGCGGCUCCGACGCCGAGAUCCUCAGCGCCAAGGCCGUCACGCUGCGCCGCCUCACACAGGUCGUCGAUACCGGCUACGACCCCAGCCCUGCUACCGUCGCCCUCGACGACGGGAGCAGCAUCUGCUUCCUGCCCUUUGAGAGUGCUGGGGAAGUGGAGGGAUACCCAGUGGUGGGGGUCAUCCAUGCCAAGAUGGUGGACCCCAGCAAAUGUACCAUACAGGGGGAAGGUGUGCAGCUGGGCCGGGAGGGCCAGAAGACAGAGUUCACGCUGGUCUGCCGCGACGCGUCCGGCGAACAGAUGGGCAAAGGGGGCGAUGCUGUGCUGAUCAGCAUUGUGCACAAGGAGACCAAGGACUGUACUGUGGAGGCGUCCAUCAUGGACCACGGCAACGGCUCCUACUCCAUCUCCUGCAAGCCCGUGGUGCCUGGGCCCUACUCCGUGUGGGUGUGUGUGAAGGCGCAGCACGUGAAGGGUUCUCCUUUCGUGCUGAACGUGAAGAGAAAGUUCAGACGACACCGCGGCACAUUUCACUGCUGCUCGUUCUGCUCCAGUGGGGGCGCUAAAGAGGCGAGAUGUGCCUGUCCAGGAACUAUGCCAGGAGGGUUCCAGGGCUGUGGCCACGGGCAUAAGGGGCACCCGGGCAAGGCCCACUGGUCCUGCUGCGGCGGCGUAGUGGAGGCGUCCGAGUGCCUGGUACAGGCGGUGGGCACGGUAACCGGCUCCCAGCUGAGGACUGUGGAACUCUGAAGCAUCUGGUGCCCCCCCCCCCCCCCACACACACACACACACUCACAUACCCACACACACACCCACUCACACACACAUACACACGUACUCAAUCUUUUGCCUCCUCUGAGAAACGGCCUCCACAUUUCCUCCACAUCUUUAUGCUCUCGCUCUCUACGCUCCUACCUCCUUGUAAUAUAGAUCAUCCUUCACAGUGUUUCAAUAUGUCUGAUACGUAUGCAUAUCAGUUUCUGUCUCACAUCUCUACGCCUGUGUGGUUACAAAGACACUACAAUGGAUUUCUCCCUGUGAAAGUCUGCACGGUUUGAUUCAAUUUAGAUAUGGCGCGACAGCCAAGAUGACCCAGGAUCUUUCUCUAUUUUUUUUUUUCUCCCCACAGUUGAAGCCUUCUGGGGCCACAUCAUUUUUUGGGGGAGGUUUGAUCUCCCGUUCUAAUUUAUUACCAUCCCUGUGCCAUUAGGGGUUUGAGCUCAGUUUCACCAUCCACGGUUAAGACACUACACUGAAGGAAAAAGAAAGACUACUUUUCCGUCCAUAGAUCAUGCACAUUUUCAUAUCCACCCCUCGAGCACUGCAAUGUAGAUAACGUGGAUUAGGCCAGUACGGCCGCUGAAGCUCAACAAAAGGAUCCUCUUGACGUAUACGCUAUAGGUACAGGUUCAGUGGAUCACAAGCCUCACUCAGUGGAAGUGACUUUGACUUUGACGCAUCCGUGGUGGCCAACCCCCCGACCAGAAGAUGAAAUGGUGCUUGAUGUGAUUAUUAUUCCGAUCACCGCCGCUUUUUAUGCGUCUGUUGCUUAGCCAGCAUAUUCCUGAUUGGUAUCAUAAUGUGUUUUAUAGGUCUGCUCUUUAUGACACCGUUAUGUGUUAUCACGGGAUUGUACUCUUUCUUUCUUAAUCACCAGCAAUCACCGAAUAUAAUGGAGACACUUUUCUUUGCCCUCUGUUAUUGACAUCAGUAAGCACACAGACCUUUUAGAUAUGCAUAAGCUAAUGUCGAUGUAAUCGCUGCGAAUUUCCACUCUGUGUUGUCUUGCAUGUUUUAGAAGUACCAAAGAACUGCCUCGCGUCACCAAUGGUGCCUUGUCCUUGUCUUGGAUGUCCUUGUCUUGUUUUUUCACUUUGGUUCCUGAAGAAACAAAAAUGUCUGUUUCUAUUUGUGGGUUCGAUCUGUGAUGUAGCCCAUUAUACUUACCUAACCAAGGUCAAUACGUUUGGACAUUUCUGACUUGCUCCCGUCCAUUGUCUUUCGUGGCGGUUACUGUAGAGACGAUGGACCAAACAAGAUAUGAGUGUUCUACGUGCCACUAGGGACUUGCUGUCCCACAACUGUCCAGGGAUGAUUUUUAGGGGGGGGACAGUAGAUAUUUAGAAAAAGAGUAACCUUUAUGGAUUGGAUUUGUUAUAAUUGUUUUGUUCUUUUGAUGUAACUUCCAAUAAAAACACCAACCUCUGCCAAAGCCUUUAUUGGUUUCCGAUAGCCCCGGUUGUAGUUGCUACUCUCCUGUAUUACCACUGAGCCUCAUGGCUGCUCUUGGCUGUUUCAGAACAAAUGUGUUGGCAUGGUUUGUGCACUUGGAGCCAUUUUCUUGGUUGUUUCUUGCACAUCGCUACACAUUGCGUGCCCACUGAAGGACACUGUCAAACAGGUCAGGCAAGUGUGAUCUGUAUAGGAUGAUUCAUAAUGGCUUCGUCGUCAUGGUUAUGUGAUGGAGUAGGGUGAAUAUCAGCACCUUGGCAUGCAGGCUGGGAUUUUGUGGAUUUUGUUUUCUGCUUGUCAUUCAGCUUAUUUUUAUGGUGUGAAAAUGAACCAAAACAUGUAGGCUUAACAUCACUCACUGUCUUAUUCACACUUCCAGAAGGGUUGAGGCAGUGCGAGAACUGCAUGUAGCACAAUGUACUUCCUUUCUUAGACUAAUGGGGGCAGUAGUAAGUCACAACUCGCACAACACACCUUAUGAGUGGUCAGCUUGUAAUAGGAGACUAAGAGAAGUAUGCAGGGAUGCCAGUGUCCCUGACUUAUGACUUAUGGCCUAAACCUCAAAAAAGGACCUUUUUAAGACCGUAAUCAUAUUUAAGCACACAU
Molecule: messenger RNA, 4116 nt
Organism: Clupea harengus (Atlantic herring)
Lineage: Eukaryota; Metazoa; Chordata; Actinopteri; Clupeiformes; Clupeidae
Gene: trim45
Product: tripartite motif containing 45
Cellular component (GO): nucleoplasm
Molecular function (GO): protein binding; zinc ion binding; ubiquitin protein ligase activity
Source: RefSeq, a predicted model, not a curated record